AUGGAUUUGGAUUAUGCAAUCAUUGUUUUAAGACAUCAUUUGGAGUCAAACGGAAGGUUUUUUGAAAUUUCAAAAGAUGAUGUUAAGAACAGAGUGACCAUUAAAAAUAAAUUAACUCAAGAAGAAAGAUAUAUAGAUUUUGGGGAGAUCCAAAAUUUUAUACAAUAUGAUGAGUUUGAAUAUAAUUUAUUAGCAAAUGGAUUUCAAGAAAAUUUAUCUAUAUUAAAAAAUUCAAUACUUCCAUUAACCAAAGCACCAGAUUCUUGUUCAUCAAAUAGAGGUAAAACAAUUGGAAAUUCAUCAUUACUUAUUAAUAAAGUUAAUGGUUUGAUUGAUGAUGACAAGGAUACAAUCUAUCUACUUUUAAUUGGUAUAACUGGUGUUGGUAAAUCAACGUUUGUUAAUAUGGUGGUUAAUUAUAUCGAGUAUUCAAAUUUAAAAGAUGCACUUGAAAACGCAACAUUAGAACAAAUCUAUACAAUUGCCUCAAAAAUUGAAAUUCAAGAUGAAAAUAAAACUCAUAAAUUUUCACUUGGAGAUGUUGAAGAUUACAAAAUUGGCUCUUCAGUUACACAGUAUUCAAGACAAUAUAGAAUUAAAUUACCAGAUGGUAAAACACUUUGUUUAAUUGAUGCUCCAGGUGUCGGUGAUCCACAAGGUACAUUGCAAGAUAAUAAACAUUUUGAGAAUAUCCUACACGAAAUUUCAUCAUUAAAAAAGUUAAAUGCAAUUUGUAUUUUAAUGCGUCCAGAUGAAACUAGAGCCACUGUUUUAUUCAAAUAUUGUUUGAAUCAAUUAUUACUACAUUUACAUUCAAGUGCAAAAGAUAAUAUUUUCUUUUGUUUCACUCAUACAAGAGGUACAAUGUAUAAACCAGGUCCAACAAGAGCCAUCCUAGAGGAUCAUUUAAAAAAAAUGAAAGAUCAAUCAGAUAUUGAAAUAAAUGCUAAUGAAAAAACAUUUUGUUUUGAUAAUGAAUCUUUUAAUUAUUUAGCCGUUAAAAAAUAUAAUGCUACUGCUGGUAUUGAAACUAAUUUUUCAGAAGAUGAUGAGUUUGAUUUUGGUAGAAGUUGGGAUAGAUCAUCAAAAGAAUUUAAAAGAUUAUUAGAAGAGAUAUCAAAAGUUCAACCACAUGAUGUUGCAAAUACAAUUUGUAUAAAUAAUGCAAGAACAAUGAUUUCCAAUUUAGCUCAACCAAUGUCAACAUGUAUUUCAAAUAUUAAUACCAACAUUAAAUUAAUGGAGCAACAAUCUGAAAAGUUGAGGAACAAUAGUAUUGGUGAUGAAUCAUUAUUAUACAUUCCAGUAUCUGUGGUGAUAGCGGAAAAAUUGGAAAACAGUCUAUUGGUUUGCACAAAGAAUGGAUGCUCUAGUAAUACCGAUAAUCCUUGUAACAUUGAUGUUGUUUCUCCAAAAUGGUAUUCUUCACUUUAUUGGUGUGAUAAUAUUAAUAAGAUGGGAACUUGCAAAAAAUGUUCAAACACUGGAGUACUUCCUUGUUUAUGGUUUGAUCAUCAAGUAGUUACUAUCAAAGAAACACCUCAACUCAAUCAAUUACCAGGCACUGAUAAAAAAACAAUAGGUCAAAGAACAAAGAGUGAAAUAUUUAAUGAGAGGGAGUUGUUAGUUACAAAAAUGGGAGAAAGAAAAAUACAAUUCCAAGAAGAAUAUGAUACUAUUAAGACUGCAAUUGUUGACUUUUCAGUAUUCUUGUGGCACCAUUCAUUAAUUAAAUUUAAUCGUUACUAUGAAGAUUAUAUCAACAUGCAAAUAAAGCAAUUGGAAAAUUCUGAAAACUCGCAAGAAUUAAUUCAAAAACUCAAUGAACACUUAAGUGAAUAUAAAGCAAGUGUUGAAGAAAUAAAACAUAAUGUCCAAAAUAAUAAAGCAUCUGUUAAGACUCAAAAAGAAAUAUUCGCUACAUUUGAUAAACUACUUACUUUACCAAAUGUAGGCUAUAUCAUCCAAAAUCAAAUUAAACUCAAACAGAGUAGUCAUUACAAAAGUGAAGCUGUUGAAAUUGAUCUUUUCUCAAAAAUGAAAAACAAAACAAAACAAAUAAUCAAAUAA
Molecule: messenger RNA, 2070 nt
Organism: Dictyostelium discoideum AX4
Lineage: Eukaryota; Evosea; Eumycetozoa; Dictyosteliales; Dictyosteliaceae
Exons: 2
Coding region: 1-2070 (689 amino acids)
Source: RefSeq, a predicted model, not a curated record